Erythranthe guttata (spotted monkey flower) is the source of this 357-nucleotide messenger RNA. The record is from RefSeq and is a predicted model, not a curated record. NCBI's taxonomy places the organism in Eukaryota, Viridiplantae, Streptophyta, Magnoliopsida, Lamiales, Phrymaceae.
AUGGUGAAAAACAAUCUCUCAAUAUUUCUUGUUACUUUGCUAGCGGUUGCCCUAUGUUCUUCAAACGGAAACCCUACAAUGCGUGGCAGGAAAUACAACGAGGGUUGGUGCGUACCGGAUACAGGAGCAUCCGAACACGACAUGCAAGCGUUUUUAGACUAUGGUUGUAGUCAAUACAACUGCGCUGAAAUCCUGCCAGGUGGUUCGUGUUUCGAACCCGAUCUUUUAAUGGCACAUACAGCUUGGCUCCUCGAUUUGUACUAUCGAAAAGGUGGCGUUUGCAAAGAGGGCCUCGGUUUCAUUACAACUUCCAAUCCUUGUAAGUUAUUGAGAGUUUCUAGUAAUAAAUAUGUGUGA